Uncinocarpus reesii 1704 is the source of this 3936-nucleotide messenger RNA. RefSeq lists its product as uncharacterized. The transcript is spliced from 2 exons. Bases 1 to 3936 code for a protein of 1311 amino acids. NCBI's taxonomy places the organism in Eukaryota, Fungi, Ascomycota, Eurotiomycetes, Onygenales, Onygenaceae. Gene Ontology annotation, cellular component: Set1C/COMPASS complex. Gene Ontology annotation, molecular function: nucleic acid binding; protein binding; histone H3K4 methyltransferase activity. The record is from RefSeq and is a predicted model, not a curated record.
AUGUCACGCGCCCCAGCCGGUUUCGCAGACUUCUUCCCGACUGCUCCGUCGGUUUUACAAAAGAAGCGUAGCAAGCCGGUUCAAGACAAACAAAGCUUCAGCAAACCUAAGCUGAAUGAGAGCGCUUCAAGCCUUGGUCUGCCAUCUGUCGCCGGAAGCGAUGGUGGGGUGAAUACAUCAACAAAUGGGGAUGUGGAUGGACAGCCCGAACAGGUUUUCCAUCCAGCCCACGGAGAGACAAAUUUCGGACCCGGUGAUACGAAUGCGGUAGUUUCUUCUGGGCCCCUCAGCACCGACUCGUUGGGCUUUAGCUCUACUUCCGUCGCCGUGCCUGUUGGAUCUACAAAGCCCAAUGGAGUACAUGCCGAUGUCCUCACGCCUUUGACAAGCACCGACUCUUCACCUCCGGAUAAGAUUGGAAGUCCUCUGGGUUCUAAGCCAAACUCCGCGGAUCCCUCACAACCACGCCCGUCCUGUGAAGCUCUUAACAAGCCGGAGACUGUGACGAUAACCCCACUCCAUACCCCUCCCACUCCACGGUUACAAGCCCGUCCACCAAGAAAUGAAAUCAAGGGAUACAAAAUAACGUAUGAUCCGGACCUGGAUAGGAAGUUAUCCAAAGAUAAACGGAGAAGGCCACAGUAUGAUCCUUUCGGUAUCAGUGACGAAAAGGAAACGUCGAUAUGCGAUCCUCGUUUAGGCGUUGCAAAUUAUACACGGGGCUCUGCCUGUAAGCAAAAGACCAAGUACCGGCCGGCACCCUAUAUCCUUCGACCUUGGGCAUACGAUCCUGCAACCUCUGUCGGGCCUGGCCCUCCAACACAGAUAGUAGUAACCGGUUUUGACCCUUUGACGCCAAUAACCUCUAUUAACGCUCUAUUUUCUAGUUUUGGGGAGAUUGCGGACAUCAAUAACCGAACAGAUCCGAUGACUGGCAGGUUUCUCGGUGUUUGUUCCAUUAAAUACAAGGAUAGCCGGGCUUUUCGCGGCGGUAUAUCCAUAUCCGCUGCUCAAGCGGUCAGAAGGGCCUACCUUGAAUGCAAGAAAGAGCAACGAAUUGGCAUACAUCGAAUUCGGGUUGAGGUAGAUCGAAAUGGCGCUGUCAGUGACCGAAUGGCGGCGAGAAUUAUCGCUUCCCAAAGAGCUGAAUUUCCAGCCCUCGAAGAAACAAGAAAAGUUCUAACGAGCAAUAACGAUAAUUCGCCGCCAAUCGGUACCGGCCAAAAAAGAGAAAGCGAGCAGUCAAGCGAUAACCUUCCUCCCCCUACCGCCCCUAAAGGCCCUUCAGGCAAAUCUUCCCUCCACCCUUCACUCCUAGCUUCCGAUGGUUCACGAGGGAUUUUGAAGUCACCGAUGCCCUCAAGGGUCGAAGAGGCACCUGUUCUGCAACAGAUAAAACGUGACCCGUAUAUAUUCAUUGCGCAUUGUUAUGUACCGGUUCUCAGCACAACAGUUCCUCACUUAGAGCGGCGAUUAAAACUUUACGAUUGGAAGGCUGUUCGGUGCGACAAAACCGGCUACUAUGUUGUCUUUGAAAAUUCGCGUCGUGGUGAACUAGAAGCGGAGCGAUGCUACAAAAUGUGCCACAUGACGGCGCUUUUCACUUAUGUUAUGAACAUGGAAUGCCAGCCAUACGGGAAUCCAUGCUACGAAAGAAGUCCGAGUCCCGAGCGCCUGAAAGCAGAGCAACAACGGAAAUUAGAGAAGGAGAGACUAGAAAAAGAAGCUGAAUUAGAUAUUGAAGAAGAAAAACGAUUGCGAGUGGAAAAUCUCGAUCCUACGCGAGAGGCCCUCAGUGUUCUCAUUAGUGAACUGAGAGACAAACUACUUGAAGAUGUCAAGUCGCGUGUGGCAGCUUCAGCUCUCUAUGAUUUUCUUGACCCCGACCGCCAUAGCGCAAAGCGGCAAAAGCUUGGGAUUCCGGAGCCUGACGGUGCAAAGCGACCUGGAUUUAGGAUCGAUUCGUCUAACAAUAUUGCCGCAAUCGCGGGCUCCCCGUCCGAUGCAUAUCCCAGUCAUCACCGUCCGCUCGGGCCUUCCAAUAUGAAUGUGUUAGCACUCCCUCGUAUCAGAAAAGUCAAAGGAUUUGACCCGGGUAACGCUGUAUUCAUUGAUGAAAGACGCAGAGCAAAACCAAGGAAAAGGGAGUUUAGGCCGUUAUACCACCGUCUUCAACAAUUGCACGAAGCAGAAGAUUCAGAUGAUGAUCAGCAGGUUUCCUUCCCCCGGGACACAGAGGAGGUGGAAAGUCGCCCUCUCAGUCGAUUAAGUUUAGAAUCUGCUGAAUCCGAUAAUGAAGACGAGCGGAUUCAGGACAUCCAAGGAGAUUUGUCAUUACGAACACCAUUGGCAGAAUCAGAGACCCUAAUAGACGAACCUGGAUUUAAGGAUGGGGAGCAAGGUGCAAUUGAAGCUUUAGAACUGGAGAUCAGCGCACUUCCACCAUCAUCGAAAAAGCGAAAACGAUUAAUCGAUGAUCUUGAAGCACGCAAGCGGAGAAAAGAAGACGAUGAGUUAUUCGAUGUUGACUCGAAACAUUUGCAAACGAUGGUUCGGGACAUUCCACAAGAGCCUCGUUCCUUUUCGCAGCCAGGUGAUUCAAUUGAUACUUUGGACACAAUACCCAUUCCGCUACUCAAAGAGAAGAAAUCUAAAGCGAAAAGGAAGUCCAAAAAGCAAAUCUUUGAAGAGAGGCAAGCCUUGAAGCAAAAGAAUCUUGAUCCAACGAUAUCGUCGUUAUUCAAGGAGGGUUUGCGACCUGUUGAGGCAGAGGAAGUGGAAAUUUCGGAUGAAAUUCUUGAAGAAGAGAGCCCGGAAGUCGAAUGGGGAGUGUCGACGGACGAGCCGCGGCCCACAGCAGAAGAUGAUGACUCAAUGAUACUCGACUUAGACGGCUGGCAAAAUCUCGUGAAAGACGAGGAGGAUAUACGUUACCUUAAAGCCGCCUUAGCGGAAGGCAUCGUUGCGGAUAUUGGAAACUUGACUGCCUGGGCCUGGAAGCAUAAAGAAAUCAAAGCAAUUAAUCGUUGUGGCGACAGAGGCCCUGUCCACUUUGAGACCAAGGUCAACGGCUAUUAUGUCCCGAAUUAUACUGGUUCAGCAAGAACAGAGGGAAGAAGGAGAAUUCGAGAAUCGGAGAAAUCUAAGUAUCUGCCCCAUCGGAUCAAAGUCCAGAAAGCUCGAGAGGAGAGGUUAGCUAGGGCGAACAACGACCCUCAAACAGCAGCAGCUGAAGCGGCAAGACUUCUCGCCGCUAAAUCCCUUUCAAAAUCUACAUCUCGGUCCACCCGUGUAAAUAACCGGCGCCUCAUCGCUGACAUCAAUGCUCAAAAACAGGCGCUUCCUAUGCAAAAUGGUGAUAGCGAUGUCUUGAGGUUUAAUCAGCUGAAGAAGCGUAAAAAACCCGUUAGAUUUGCUCGGUCAGCAAUUCAUAACUGGGGGUUAUACGCCGAGGAGAACAUCACGGCCAAUGAUAUGAUUAUUGAGUAUGUUGGAGAGAAGGUUCGCCAGCAGGUCGCCGACAUGCGCGAAAGGAGGUAUUUGAAGAGCGGAAUUGGGAGCAGCUACUUAUUUCGGAUUGACGAAAAUACCGUUAUCGACGCAACGAAAAGGGGUGGUAUUGCGAGAUUCAUUAAUCAUAGCUGCACUCCGAAUUGUACAGCUAAAAUAAUUAAAGUCGAUGGUAGCAAGCGCAUAGUCAUUUAUGCGCUUCGAGAUAUUGACCGAGGUAACAGUGCUCGACAGAAAUACACACAAGGAUCCGCCUUGAACCUGCUGAGAUCCCCUACUUUCCAACCCGCAACUAGGUACCUUACAAUCAUGACCAUAAGCGUUCUAGGGAAAUUCUUCUGUCUCUUUGCUAUCACUAGCAUGAAACCAGCUGGGCUGGUUGCAGAAAACGAAAAUCGCUCCAAGUUGUGCCUCAAGGCUCAGUGA